AUGGAAGAUACGAAGGAUGAAGAAUCAGGUGACUUUAAACCAGUCGCCUCUAUAUCUACAAACGAGUCUCUAUAUGAGAUUAUAGAUCUUCAGGCAUUUUUCUCCUCAAGUACUUUUGCUGCAGAGGAUGAUAAUAUUAUACAAUCAACUCCUUUGCCGUCUUCGAAUGAAAAUCCGGACAUUUUCAAUCCAGAGUCUUGGUCAACGCCAAAACCACUGGCGGUAUCUUAUGGGGACGAGGAACAACUCUACAGCAGUUACAUAAAUGGCUCCAUGUCGUUCGAGGAACUCAUAAAGCAACUUCACACAAAACCUAGCUUAGUUAAUGACAGAAAGGUCUCAAAAAAGUUUAACAUGAGACGGGAGCUGUCUGCUUCUAAAACUCGUAAAAGGAAAGCAGGAGAUGAAUUUGAGGAUCCUUUGUAUGAUCCUGAUUUUGCUGAAAGCGACUUCGAAGACGAAGCGCCUAGAAGAAAGCGGAGGACCAAAUCUUCAGCCCCACGCAAGAGGUGGGAUUUGAAGUUAGAACUGGCUAAUUACCUGGGCGAAGCCGAAAGGCACUUAAACAACGGUGAUUUCGUCAAGACUGAGGAGAUUUGCCUCAACAUUAUCAACUCCGCUCCCCAAGCUUCAGCUCCACACGUUGUUCUGGCCGACAUGUUCUACAGACAGGGACUUCGACAACAGUCACAGGAACACAUGCUGCAGGCAGCUGAAAGGAAUCCGAAGGACGCCACCCUGUGGAUGAACUUGGUCGAUUUCGCCGAGGACGACGGGGACCUUAAACGGGCCAUCGUCUACGCUCGGAAUGCAAUGCGAUGCUCGAGGAACGACUCGCAGGUGCGAAAUCGUUUGAUUGGGCUGCUGAUGGCAACCGGUCAGGAGAAGGAGGCCCUUCGUGUGCGUCUGACUGCCCUCCUCUUCGCCAAAGGCGUCGACUCGCGCAAAGUCUACAAUCAGAUGGUCAAAAUCGCCGAGGAAUUUGCGACACUUGGAGACAUAGGAGGCUGUAUCCGGACCUACGAACUCGCCUUUGAGAAACUUCCGGAAAUAUGUCCUGCUAAAGACCAACUCCGAGUGCUUGACCUGUUUCAAGAGGGGGAUCGUCCGGAGGAGUCGCUUAAGUUCUUCCUCAUGUAUUGGGGUGCCUCUCUCAUCUGCGAGAACGGACAGGUCGCAUCGCCGUAUCGCGUCCCCUCAAACACCACCGUCAUGGAAUCCAUUCGAAGGUGUGAGCUUGUGGAGGAUAUGGACUUGGCUGUGAUGAUCAGAUUCUUCAUUCUCAUCAUGAAGUACCAAUUGAGUGCCGUUAUCAAGGACCACUUAACUUCCCUCCUAUCGUCCAUCACUCCGAGUGACAUCCGCCGUAACGACGGUCUGUUCUUCGACCUGGCCAAGUCCUGCAAGGCCUCAGGUCUGAUUUCCGAAGGACUGACGAUUGCCAAGAAGCUCGCCGCUUCGCCGAAAACCAAAUCCGUGUGUUCAGUUUGUGCCUUCUUUCCUCGACUGAACGCGAAGGUUGUUUGCCUCCUUGGUGACCUUCAAGUGGAGGCCAACCUGCACGAGGAGGCCCUGUCCACUUACCGCCACGUCAUCAAUCGCAUCGACCCUCGCUGCACGGAGGCCAGGCUGGCACUGGGCAACCUGCUGCGACGACUUGGUGACGAGAAGGCCUCGCUCGAGGUUCUCGAACCGUCCCUCCUAAUGGCCCCGGCGAGCACCGACGUCCGAGGCAAGUCUGAGCAUCGCGCGUCCGGUGAUAACGAAGAAUCUGGCGACGAGGAAGACGAAGACGCUGAGGAAGAAGACGACGACGAUGACGACGACGCCGAAGAUGCGGAGCACACUUCAAGUGAUAGCGAUGGGGCUGGGGACUUGUACUCUGAAGUGGAGCGACUGAAUAUGGGAGACUCGCAUUCAAGCGGAGACAGCGACGACGACGACGACGACGACGGCACGGGCAAUCACAAGGCUGUCUCGCUUGCACCUAGCGUUGACACACGGCAGUUGAGUUCGGCGCGAAUGCUCUGCAACGACCCCAACGCCAUGCGACUCGCCUUCGAGCGAUGCAAACUCCUUGACUCUCCCUCUACUAUCGACCAAUUUCUCGAGGAAUCCUGUCGUCUCCUCUUCCACGAUGUAAUGCAAGUGUACUCCUGUGAUCGACCUGGGCCCGCGGUCAUGUUCCAGUACUACCUGACGAGGCACCCGUCUGUACAAGGGCUUGCUCACCUGGACGAGCAGACGGACCCAGCUCUCCGGGUCUCCUCCGAGGACCUCUGGGCCACGUGUUGCUGUCGCGUCAUCGAAGUCCUCAUCAAGCGGGCGGACUACGUCACCCUGGACAGGGUGCUCUCCUGGGCCUCCGUUCUGCCCUGGAUCGUGGAGACGCCCUAUCGCCGCAGAAUGAUCACCCACCUCUACAUCAGCAACGCUCUGCAGGUGGGCCAUGGCGAGAGUGCCAUGGAAGCUCUGCGCCAAAUCGAGAAAGAGUUUUCGCACUUAAAUCAGUACUGGAAUCUCCUCAACAUCGCGUCAACUACGUCGCGUGAGCUCCGACUCACAAGGUUCCUUCUUCGACGGAUUGCCAAGGCAAGCCCAUUUUUACGCGCUAACUUGGCCUGCCUCGGCCCUGCUGAUUGGGACAGAGAAAACCUCGGGGCUUUCCUUAUGAGCUGUGGUGACUGCAUGGCGCGGGGAUCGAGCCGCUACUCCAUCGCUCUCAUGGCUGACAUUCGUUCUCGCGUUCCCGACAAUCCCCUCAUCGCCCUACUACUGGCUGUUUGUUUUCUAAACAUUUCUGUCCACAAACACUUGUUUUCGCGUCACAAAACGGUGCUUCAGUGUAUUGGCUUCCUGGGUGAAUACCGGCAGUUGCGAGGAGAGUGUCAGGAGACCUACUACAACAUCGCGCGCGCCUGCCACCAGUGCAUGCUUGGCCACAUCGCCAUUCCGUACUACCAUAAGGUCCUCGAAAUGGAGCCCGUGGGGGAUACGGAAGAGGAAAAAAGGGUGAGUUUUAUGGCUUGUCGUUUGUCUUCACCACCACCACCACCACCACCACCACCACCACCACCACCACCACCACCA
Messenger RNA from Mesocestoides corti, 3090 nucleotides. The record is from the annotation of a GenBank genome assembly. Lineage: Eukaryota; Metazoa; Platyhelminthes; Cestoda; Cyclophyllidea; Mesocestoididae.